AUGGCGGAUCAACUAAACAUGAACGGGCUCAGCCUCAACGGAGGACCCGGCGAGCAACGCUCCUACAUCCCUCCACACAUGCGAGCCAAGAUGGGAGCCGGUCCAGCUCCUGGAGGGCCUCCCGCUGGCGGACCCCCAGCCAUGAAUGGCGGCAUCAACGGUUCUGCUUGGGCGGCACCCACUGCAAACGGCUUCGCAGCUGGUGACGCUCGCUCUGGUGGCGGAAACUGGGCCAGCGCUCCCGAUUUCACCCCUCGUGGCAACGGUGCUGCACCCGCAGGACGCCCAAGCUGGGAUACCGCCGGACAAAACCCUGCUUUCAACCGAAAUGCAUAUGGCAACCCGGCAGCUGGCGGUGGUUCUGCUCCAUCGUCUGCUCGCGGAGCUGGUGACGGACAGUGGCGAGACGGGAAGCACAUUGCUGGACCACCAAACCCACGUCUGGAGCGAGAGCUUUUCGGCGUAGCUGACGACCCAACCAAGCAACAAACCGGCAUCAACUUCGAGAAGUACGAUGAUAUUCCCGUCGAAGCCUCGGGCCACGAUGUCCCCGAACCCGUCCUCAAGUUCACCAACCCUCCUCUCGAUGACCAUCUCCUCAAGAACAUCGAUCUCGCACACUACAAGGUCCCAACCCCUGUUCAAAAGUAUUCGAUCCCCAUUGUCAUGGGUGGUCGUGACUUGAUGGCUUGUGCGCAGACUGGUUCCGGAAAGACUGGUGGUUUCUUGUUCCCCAUCUUGUCUCAGGCCUUCAUCAACGGUCCCUCUGCCGCUCCAGGUAGCUCGGGUGCAAACUUCGGCCGCCAACGCAAGGCAUACCCCACCUCCUUGAUCCUUGCCCCCACCCGUGAACUUGUCUCUCAAAUCUACGAUGAGUCCCGCAAGUUCGCAUAUCGAUCAUGGGUUCGUCCCUGCGUCGUCUAUGGCGGUGCCGACAUCGGUUCUCAGCUUCGUCAAAUUGAGCGAGGUUGCGAUCUUCUCGUUGCUACCCCCGGUCGUCUCGUCGAUCUUAUUGAGCGUGGCCGCAUCUCCCUUUGCAACAUCAAGUACUUGGUUCUCGACGAGGCUGAUCGUAUGUUGGACAUGGGUUUCGAGCCUCAAAUUCGCCGUAUUGUUGAGGGUGAGGAUAUGCCAGGCGUCCAAGAACGUCAAACUCUCAUGUUCUCUGCCACCUUUCCCCGCGACAUCCAGAUGCUCGCCAGAGAUUUCUUGAAGGACUAUGUCUUCUUAUCAGUCGGCCGUGUUGGUUCCACCUCCGAGAAUAUCACCCAGAAGGUCGAAUACGUUGAGGAUAUGGAUAAGCGCUCGGUCCUGCUUGACAUUCUCCACACUCACGGUGCUGGUCUUACCUUGAUCUUCGUCGAGACUAAGCGUAUGGCCGACUCACUUUCCGACUUCUUGAUCAACCAAAACUUCCCUGCCACCUCCAUUCACGGUGAUCGUACUCAACGUGAGCGUGAGCGCGCCUUGGAGAUGUUCCGCAAUGGUCGUUGCCCAAUCCUCGUUGCCACUGCUGUCGCAGCUCGCGGCUUGGAUAUCCCGAAUGUCACCCACGUCGUCAACUACGAUCUCCCCACUGACAUUGAUGACUAUGUUCACCGAAUUGGUCGUACUGGUCGUGCGGGAAACACGGGUAUCUCUACUGCUUUCUUCAACCGUGGCAACAGAGGUGUUGUCCGUGAUCUCAUCGAUCUUUUGAAGGAGGCCAACCAGGAUGUACCGGCCUUCCUCGAGAACAUUGCCCGUGAAGGUUCCGGAUUUGGAGGUGGUGGCGGCGGACGCGGCGGUGGACGAUCCGGAGGAGGUCGGGGCCGCGGCGGAGCUGCCAAUCGCGAUUUCAGAAAGUUCGGCGGAGGUGCUGGAGGUGGUUUUGGUGGAGGAUAUGGCGGAGCUCCUGCCCCUGCAUACGGCGGUGGAUUCGGCGGACCUCCCCCAGCUGCUGCUUAUGGCGGCGGAGCUCCGGCUUAUGGCGGGGGUGGUGGCUAUGGCGGCGGAAGCUAUGGCAACCCGUCCGGCGGUGGAGGACAAUCUUGGUGGUAG
Messenger RNA from Hyaloscypha bicolor E, 2040 nucleotides. Its product is annotated as DEAD-domain-containing protein. Gene Ontology annotation, cellular component: nucleus. NCBI's taxonomy places the organism in Eukaryota, Fungi, Ascomycota, Leotiomycetes, Helotiales, Hyaloscyphaceae. Gene Ontology annotation, molecular function: RNA helicase activity; ATP binding; RNA binding. The transcript is spliced from 5 exons. The record is from RefSeq and is a predicted model, not a curated record. Bases 1 to 2040 code for a protein of 679 amino acids.